Daldinia childiae is the source of this 567-nucleotide messenger RNA. RefSeq lists its product as uncharacterized. Lineage: Eukaryota; Fungi; Ascomycota; Sordariomycetes; Xylariales; Hypoxylaceae. The record is from RefSeq and is a predicted model, not a curated record. The transcript has a single exon. The coding region runs from base 1 to 567 and encodes 188 amino acids.
AUGCGCCCUCAACAAAUCCUCACUUCCCUCAUCAUAUCCACCAUAGCCGUGAGCCUUCCAACAAGCCCAGUCACCCCGCACGCCAGCAAACUUUCAUUGCCAACACCGCGCGGCGCGGCACAAACCUGUGGGCUCUAUAAAUUUGCCGAGACCCCUAUAAACCCACCGGCGUGUUGGGCGUGGUACGCACAAACCUCGGAACCGUCUGACUACUGCGGCGCCAGCACUUUCAAAUCCGUCGCCUCUACCUCGUCGCCAUCAACAUCCUGGCUCGACUCGUGCGCCUCCCUACGUAACGCCCAGCUCAUGUCACCAAGGGAUUUUUUCCUGGCGGACUACGCUACCGACAAGUUCAAUACGCUUCUCGUGUCGGGCGACUGCAGUUUCCAGGUUCAGCCUGCGACACCGCCGUCUAGUGACCAGGUCUAUGUUGGUGGCACUGACGUUUCUGAUAUACUCGGGUCUGCCAUAGUCGCCAGCCGAAACGGGGGUGGAAGUAUUGGCAUCGAGGGUAGCAUGACCUGCUCACCUGGUAUUGUACGCUGGAGGAUGGUACCUACUGUAUAA